Molecule: messenger RNA, 1044 nt
Organism: Alternaria incomplexa
Lineage: Eukaryota; Fungi; Ascomycota; Dothideomycetes; Pleosporales; Pleosporaceae
Exons: 1
Coding region: 1-1044 (347 amino acids)
Source: RefSeq, a predicted model, not a curated record
AUGGCUUGCACCAAGAUACCCGCGAGCGUCAUCAUGCCGCCCCGCGAGCUGAAGCAGUACAAGCGAUGGCAAUGUCUGCACACGAAUACUAGGCCAGCUGAGCAAGGCUACAUCCCCACAGCACGCGAAUAUGAAGACUUCCACCAGUGGUUGAAACGACAAGACUCUGGAUACUUCUCAGACCCAUUUGACGACAUCUCCGGUCACAUUACCCACGGACGUUCUUCGGAAACGUCAUCCUCCUUCGAAUCGCCAGUCGCAUCGAUAUGUCAGCAUCCUAUGCACCCUGUAGCAGCCGGCCAGCUACAAUCACGAUGUCCCGUCUGUAUCAUCGACCUGCACAUCAGAUACAUGAAUGUAUUGUCAGAGGCUCUCGAAAGCGCAGGCGGUUGCGCGCCAUCUUGUACACUCACCAGCUCAGAACACCAACACACCGUUUACAGCGCCUGGUGCAAGGGGAAGAUCGGCACACUCAAGGAGCUAUCGAGACUUGAGCUCAUGGCCGAAGAAGAAGCUUCAUGGUCUGCGCAGCAUCAAGAGGUCGCGCACGAAGACGUGCGAACCGCAGCGAAGGCCGUGGAGCUAUACUGGUCAGAGACUACGGGUUGCUUAGAAAAGCGACCGCGAUCGAACAAACAGGCUGCAGUUGUCUUUGCCCCGGACACCGAUUUCGAGCCCGGACGACCCAAUCCGUACUUCCAUAGGCGAUCGCCGCGCUACGAGCCUGGGAAACACACAGUUGUUGAGGAAGGGGAACAAGAAGAUGAUGUCUCAGAGGAUUCGGAAGACUACUCUCACGGAAAGAUACAUCAUGUCGGCUCAACAGACGAGUCAAGCAACAUUACUUCGCGGUCUGAGGCAGAGGAGUCACAAGCCGUCCUUGACUCAACCUGCGAGAUCGAAGAGGAUGAUGGAGACAGUGACUGGGAAGAUGUUGACUCUGACGAGGACAACUCUGACUGCGAAAGCGAAUUCAGUGACAGUGACUGCGCAUACUUCGAGAUUGAGGAAGAAGCGAGCUUCAUCGUCUUUGGCGACGACUGA